This is a messenger RNA of Osmerus eperlanus (European smelt), 2323 nucleotides long. Its product is annotated as protein phosphatase 1K, mitochondrial-like. Lineage: Eukaryota; Metazoa; Chordata; Actinopteri; Osmeriformes; Osmeridae. The record is from RefSeq and is a predicted model, not a curated record. Gene Ontology annotation, biological process: peptidyl-threonine dephosphorylation. Gene Ontology annotation, cellular component: cytosol; nucleus; mitochondrion. The transcript has 8 exons. The coding region runs from base 138 to 1262 and encodes 374 amino acids. Gene Ontology annotation, molecular function: protein serine/threonine phosphatase activity; cation binding.
UGAUUGUACUGGUCUGGCUGGUGAGAAGCAAGCUGGUUCCAAGAUCUGACAAGCUCUAUCUAUCCGAAGAAGAUCGAGAACACCGGACGUUAGCGGAUACUGUGGUAUGAAGACCGCCCCCCCCCCCUCCCCCAGUGAUGUCAUCGACCGUGCUGGUCCUUCUGGGCAGGUGUCGUCACGCCCUCCUGUCUGCUCGCUCACUCUCUGAGGCCAAUGCCAUGGCAACAGCCUCCUCAUUGCCGUGGCGCUGCGGUGCCACGGCGACCGUGCGGUCCUGCAGCAGCGUCAGGUACGACCCCGACGGCAGUGGUCGCCCGGCAACCUGGGACUCAUUCGGUAUCUGGGACAACCGGAUAGACGAGCCCAUCCUGCUGCCAUCCAGCAUCCGCUACGGCAAGCCUAUCCCCCAGGUGUCUCUCUCCAGGGUGGGGACAGCGUCGGUGCUCGGCCAGAGGAAGCAGAACGAGGACCGACUCCUGAUGGGUCGUCUCCAUGACAACGUGCUGUACUUUGCCGUGUUCGACGGCCACGGAGGACACCACGCCGCCGAGUACUGUCACACACACCUGGAGGCAGUCCUCAGAGAUGGUCUGGAGGAAGAGGAUGACUUGGAGAAAGUGUUGAUCAAAACUUUCCUGGAGCUGGACAAGGCUCUGCACACGCACCUCAGUUACUAUGGCAACGCAUCAUCCCUGACUGCGGGUACCACGGCGACGGUUGCCGUGCUGCGUGACGGGGUGGAGCUGGUUGUGGGGAGCGUUGGGGACAGCCGUGCGCUGCUCUGCAGGAAGGGGCGGGGCCUCAAGCUCACACACGACCACACCCCCGACAGGAAGGACGAAAAGGAGAGGAUCAGGCAGAGCGGGGGGCUGGUUACGUGGAACAGCCUGGGCCAGGCCACCGUUAACGGGCGUCUGGCGAUGACUCGAAGCAUCGGGGACUUCCACCUGAGGAGCAGCGGGGUCAUCCCCCUGCCGGACACACGCAGAACACACGUGCAGCAUCACCAUGACACCUUCUUGGCCCUCACCACCGACGGCAUCAACUUCCUGAUCACCGACCAGGAGAUCUGUGAUGUCAUCAACCAGUGCCACGACCCCCACGAGGCGGCACAGGUCAUCUCACAGCAGGCACUGCAGUAUGGCUCGGAGGACAACAGCAGCAUCGUGGUGGUCCCUCUGGGCUCCUGGGGCAAACAGCACAGCUCCAUGCACAGCUACUCUCUCAGCCGCACCUUCACCAGCUGUGGCCGCUGGGCCUGAACACACACACACUUAGAUACACACACACACUUAGAUACACACACACACACUUAGAUACACACACACUUAGAUACACACACACACACUUAGAUACACACACACACACACUUAGAUACACGCACACACUUAGAUACACACACACACACUUAGAUACACACACACACACACUUAGAUACACACACACACUUACAUAUACACUCACACUUUGAUAUGCUCACACACACAAUUAUGCACAAACACAUGCUGUCAGUGUACAAAUUGAAUAUUUAUAUCAUGUUUGCAAAGUGUUGACAUUUUGUGAAAAUGUACAUAUUUGUGUACAAACUGUAUAUAAUGAUGUAAGUGUAGUAUUGCUGUACUCUGGUGAAUACCCAUGUUAACAGGCUGUUGUGUCCAGGACGGUUUUAAGUGUAACUUAACUCCCAAACAAACCUCUUCUCGAGUUAACCGCUAUGGUUAAUGUUCAACAUCAAGAGGCUGACAUUAGCGAGUAUAGUUUCACUUUAAGCACAGCUAUAGUAUUAAAACGGACGGAACUAUAUUAGCACUGCAGGUCCUCUGUUGGCGCUCGAGCUGUUAAAUCUUCUGAAUGUCUGUAAAGAAUGUACACGAGUCGGCUGUUGAAGUUCAACCCGACCUGGUUACGACCGUGGUCACGCCAUACCGCCUAGCCAGCCAAUGCGAACGCGGCUCGUGACGAGUCGGGAAGUUAAAAAUAGAUUCAACGUGACCAACAUAUAGUGACGGCCGUUACAGACUUUUUUUUCCGAUAUGAUGGAUGUGUCAGCUACGUAAAGGUCCUGCACGCAGAACUGAAAGUGACGUUGUCAAGAAAAGCAGGACCUAAUCAUAUGUUCAGGAUCAAACUUGUUAAAUAUUAAAAGCCCAACACCAUUCAGCUGGUUCUAAAAACUAACUAUCUAAAAGAAACAUGACAGAAUGUAAUAAUAAUUGUUGUAAUAACUGGUUGAUUUCCACCUGUUAUUAAUGUUUGAGUUAAAUAAUUUUCAUGUGGAUGUGAUUCUGCUGUGUGUGGAGUUAAAUAAACGGCCCUCUAGAAA